AUGGAAUUGCAACAAGACGCACUGGACGAGGUUUUCCGUCGUCAUAAGCAGUAUUUUCAUGAAUUUCUAAGCAAUGAGGGCAGUUUUGGUCAUUAUGCAGAAAAAUUACGCAGUAUGAUGCAUCAAAAGAGUACACGAUUAAUUGUUGACCUGAAUGAUCUUCGUGAAUACGACAGUUCAUUUACGGAUCCAGCAGUAGACGGGCAAGAGAAUAAUAUUGUAAAUCGAUUAUUGCAGAAUCCAGCAGAAUUUGUACCACCGUUUGAAGAUGCAGUCAAAGAAAUGGUGUUUAAUCUAGACAGUCUAUAUGGUAGCAAAGAAGCUGAAGCUACAAAGGAGAUGCAGUUUUAUGUGGGAUUUGAAGGAGAUUUUGGCCAUCAUAAUGUAAACCCAAGAGGUCUCUUGGCUUCGUACCUUACCCAGAUGGUAUGUGUCCAUGGUAUCAUUACAAAAUGCUCGGCAGUGCGACCAAAGGUUGUACGUAGUGUACAUUAUUGCAAGGAAACAAAUGCGAUUUUAUCCAGGGAGUAUAGAGACAACACGUCGAUUACAGGUGCUCCGACAUCUAGUGUCUAUCCGACAAAAGAUGAGCAUGGCAAUUUGUUGGAGACGGAAUUUGGACUAUCGCGAUAUAAGGAUUACCAGGUGGUUAGUAUGCAGGAAACACCCGAGACGGCACCACUUGGACAACUCCCAAGGUCGUGCGAGAUCAUUGUUGAAAACGACAUUGUGGACAAGUGUAAACCGGGGGACCGUGUUCGUGUGGUCGGUAUUUACCGCCCACUCGGUGGAAAUAGCACAGCUGCAUCGACAGCAGUUUUUAGGACGGUACUUAUUGCUAACAACGUUCAGCUCAUGGGUAAGGAAGUGAAUGGCAUUGUUAUGUCGCGUGACGACCUGGUGAAUGUCCGUGAGUUCGCAAAACGCCUCGACGCGUUUGAAAUGCUCUCACGAUCGAUAGCGCCGUCUAUCUAUGGUCAUGGCGAGAUCAAGCAGACGCUGCUGCUUCAGCUACUAGGUGGUGUUGAGAAAAACCUGGAGAACGGGACGCAUCUUCGUGGUGAUGUCAACAUUUUGAUGGUGGGUGAUCCAUCGACAGCCAAGUCUCAGCUCCUACGUUUCGUCCGAACGAUCGCGCCUCUUGCCGUCAAUACCACAGGUCGUGGUUCGUCUGGUGUUGGUUUGACCGCUGCUGUGACGAUUGACCCUGACACCAAAGAGCGCCGACUGGAAGCCGGCGCUAUGGUGCUCGCUGACCGCGGUAUCGUAUGCAUUGACGAGUUCGACAAGAUGAGCGAAGCAGAUCGUGUGGCUAUUCAUGAAGUCAUGGAGCAGCAGACAGUGACAAUUGCAAAGGCUGGCAUUCAUGCCACUUUGAAUGCUCGAUGUAGCGUUCUCGCUGCGGCCAACCCCGUGUAUGGUCAAUACAACAAGAACAAAAAGCCACAGGAGAACAUUGGUCUACCGGAUUCGCUGUUGUCCCGUUUUGACUUGCUUUUCGUGGUGCUUGAUCGUCUGGACCGUGGUGCGGACCGCAACAUUUCAGACCAUGUCCUGCGCAUGCAUCGGUAUACUCGCCCGGGCCAGGAAGGCGUUCCUCUCUCGUUUGAAGUGAGCUCUACGGAUCACAUGGCUUUGUUCAGCGAAUCGACUGAUGAUCAAUCCGACCAGUCUAAAAGCAGCAUUUUUCAAAAGUUCGACCCGCUGCUUCACGGUGAAUACCAGUCGUCAUCGUAUGCUGGUAGUGGCAACGGUAUCCUCAAGCUAGACUUCCUCAAAAAGUACAUUUAUUACGCGAAGAUGCGUUACCAACCCGUGCUAACAGACAGUGCGAUCGAGCUAAUCUCGGAGGGAUAUGCAGAGCUUCGUUCUCAGCAGAACGCGCGGACACUGCCAGUGACUGCGCGUAGUUUGGAAACGCUGAUUCGUCUUGCGUCGGCACAUGCAAAAGCGCGCCUGAGCAAGACGAUUGAUGCUGUGGAUGCUGAGAAGGCUAUCUCUCUCAUUAGUUUUGCUCUGUACCACGAUGCGUCAGAGCCCCAUUCAGACAAUGCCUCCGUAGCUGCAAGAGCAGAUGAGCUUCGAGAACCAGAGAUGGGCAGCGAGAAGGCCAUGGCAGAACUAGAGAUUGAGACACCUGAGGCUCCAGAGAAACCUAUAAUUAGUGCCAAAUCAAGGAAACGUGACCGAGCAUCAUGGAGUUCUUCUUCCCUUGCCGACGAUGUUUUAUGCGUCUUGUCAGAGAUGGGCAGUGAUACGAACAUGGAUGAUGCUAACGACAAUAUCAGGCUGUUGAGCAUCCUCUCGCGACUGAAUGGUAGUCGCUCUCAAGGCGCUGUAGUACCCCGUGCUGAAUUGGAAAAGGUUUUAUUGGAUCUGGAGGAGCAGAAUAAGCAUUCCCAGUCUCUAAGCAAGUGUAUUGGACAAAGGUUUCAAGUGAUCAAAAGAGACGUUGAUGGCUAG
This is a messenger RNA of Peronospora belbahrii, 2463 nucleotides long. The record is from the annotation of a GenBank genome assembly. Lineage: Eukaryota; Oomycota; Peronosporomycetes; Peronosporales; Peronosporaceae.